AUGGAUGACAACGAAGUUGUAACGAAGAAGAGAAAAACAUAUCGCAUAGCAAAGAAGCGUAAGAACGUAGCAUCUGAGACCCAAGACACUGAUAAUGCGGAGGACACUAAGGGUACGGAAGAUGAAACACAGAUCGACAGUAGUGACCUAGAUGGGCUCAUUCCAGACAUUGAAGACUACCUGAGUGCCACCAUGUCAGCUGAGGAGCCGAAUGUCGUAGAACUGCCGCCGGUUAUUAAGUUCAGGAAAAACUGGACGCUUUCGGUCACCGAUCUCUCUUCGCAGUUGUGGUGUGAAAAGCAAACCGAACUCAUGCUCAUCACUGGACGGAAGCGGGUAACCAAGGAGAUGGAGCAAGGGACAGAGCGGCACGAGCAGCUCGAGCUGGAAGACCACGAGGUGGUGGAAGUUGCAGUGGAAACAAAUGAGGACUCCCUUGGCAUUAAACUGCUCAACUCAAUCAACCUUAUAGACCAGCUCAUGGCCACUGGCAAGUGUCGUGAACUGUGGGUUUUCGCAAACAUUAACGGCUACGUUCUCCGCGGCAUCAUCGACCAGCUGGAGAUCAUCAAGUCGGGGCCAUCACAGAAAAAGAAAGUGUUGAUAUCGGAUACCAAGACGCGCAACAAAAAGUGCAAGCCCAGCGCCUCUCAGAUGCAGGGUGCGGCGUUGCAGGUUCAAGCCUACUGCAUAAUGCUGGAAAAGAUGCGCAGCGGAAAUGAGGAGUUCGACGCACUGUAUAAGGCAUUUGAGUGCGACAAGGAUGCACCCUUCGUAGCAGCCGAACUCGUAGAUGAAGGGUGCCUGGCAAUGCUGGAAAGGCGAUUCAAAAACGCCUUCAUGCGCCUCCCGGAAAUCGCAACGACCAUGCAGUUGUCAUACGAACACGAGGGAGAGGUGUUCAACACCUCAGACAUUGACCUCCAGGAGUCGUCUACCAUGUAUACAAUACAGUAUCUGUGCGAUUUCUGGGACGGACACCGACACGCGGAGCCUGUCAGAAAACAAGAGUCGUGGAAGUGCAAAAUGUGCGAAUACAGAGAAGAGUGCGACGUUUCACCGCUGCCUAAAGAGCCACGCACGAAGGAUGCGCUUCCUUCGGGGCAGUUGCUGAUAGACAGCUUCCUCAAGACACGAACACAAAACGAGUCUUCCAAACGCUGA
Molecule: messenger RNA, 1164 nt
Organism: Babesia bigemina
Lineage: Eukaryota; Apicomplexa; Aconoidasida; Piroplasmida; Babesiidae
Product: Probable exonuclease V
Exons: 2
Coding region: 1-1164 (387 amino acids)
Biological process (GO): interstrand cross-link repair
Cellular component (GO): nucleus
Molecular function (GO): single-stranded DNA 5'-3' DNA exonuclease activity
Source: RefSeq, a predicted model, not a curated record